Molecule: messenger RNA, 1125 nt
Organism: Spodoptera litura
Lineage: Eukaryota; Metazoa; Arthropoda; Insecta; Lepidoptera; Noctuidae
Product: putative phytanoyl-CoA dioxygenase
Biological process (GO): fatty acid alpha-oxidation
Molecular function (GO): phytanoyl-CoA dioxygenase activity
Source: RefSeq, a predicted model, not a curated record
UUCGCGGGUAAACUUAAUACGCUGGCACUGGCACCGACUCCAAAAAACAAUAGGAUGGUCCCCUACCGGGGUUCCCACUUCCCUAUUAACGCAGUAAACGCCAUGGGGAGUCACCGACGAUCGACGGCGGAGGACUUGCCUUUAACAGAUUGUUUAAAGGCUUCAUUGAGUAUAUCUUCUGACCCGUCGGCCACAUACCAUCUGUCGGCGGAGCAGCUUCAAUUCUACAACGACAAUGGCUACCUGGUCAUCAAGAAACUCAUUGGAAUUCCAGCUCUAAAUAGUUACAGACAACGUUUCACGGAUGUAUGUGAAGGUCGUGUGGAGAAAGGUCGUGUCACCGUCAUGAAGGAUCGAGCUCUGUGCAAGAACCAGACCAAACCUGAGGAUUUCAUCAAUAAGAUCCAGGAGUUACUCUACGACGAGGUAUACAGCACGUACUCCGAGGACCCUCGCCUGCUGCACAUAGUGUCGCAGCUGAUAGGAGAGGACAUCACCGCCGUCAACUCCAUGCUUAUUAACAAACCGCCUGGGACUCGCAAACAUCCACCACAUCAGGACCUGUUAUACUUCCCGUUCCGUCCAGCAGACAAGAUAGUAGCGACGUGGACUGCCAUCGACCCAGUGACCAGAGACAACGGCUGCCUCUAUAUGGUGCCCGGCUCACACAAACAAAAUGUCUUGCAUGAACAUAAAGAUCAAGUUGACGAAGCCAAGCUAUUUUAUUACACCAUCGUGGAGGACAAGCUAUUAGCACCAGAGCACAAACGAGUCUACCUCGAUAUGGAGCCAGGAGACACUGCCUUCUUCGUCUCUACCAUCGUGCAUGGGUCCAGGCCUAAUGUCUCUAAUUCAUACCGCAAGGCGAUGACCUGUCACUACGCGAGCAGUAAGUGUCACUAUAUAGACGUGGCCGGCACUCCGCAACAAGGUAUCGCAGCACACAUGGAGGCAGAGCUCAAGAGGCGAGGCGGAGACCUUAGCUAUGUUGACCUCAUGCGAAUUCGAACGAAGCAAGUGAGAGGCGUUAGAUGCAACCUUUGAACGACUCUUAUAAAUGUAUUUUUAUAUUAUUUUUAAUUAACUGUAUAACAGUACAAGGACAGUAUUCUACGGGGAUGACAU